Messenger RNA from Indicator indicator, 1404 nucleotides. RefSeq names its product ring finger protein 217 (gene RNF217). The transcript has 6 exons. The record is from RefSeq and is a predicted model, not a curated record. Gene Ontology annotation, biological process: positive regulation of proteasomal ubiquitin-dependent protein catabolic process; protein polyubiquitination; ubiquitin-dependent protein catabolic process. Gene Ontology annotation, molecular function: zinc ion binding; ubiquitin protein ligase activity; ubiquitin conjugating enzyme binding. Bases 1 to 1404 code for a protein of 467 amino acids. Gene Ontology annotation, cellular component: cytoplasm; ubiquitin ligase complex. Lineage: Eukaryota; Metazoa; Chordata; Aves; Piciformes; Indicatoridae.
AUGGGGGAGCAGCAGAGCUCGCUGAGUGCCCCGCGGGCCGUCGCCACCGCCGCUCCACCGAGCCCGGCCGGGGCCCCGCGGGAGCCCGGCCCAGACGAGCCGCCUCCGCUGAGAGAGGCAGCUCCGCGCAGUGAGGCGGCCGGACCGGGGCGAAGCGAUGGGGAGCCGCCACCGCCGGCCGCUGCCAGUCCCGAGCGACGAGGGGCCGAAGAGGAGGAGGAGGCGGCGGGCGGGCCGGAGCAGCAGUCGGCUGCGGAGGAACCAGCGGCCCUGGCGGAGGAGGGGCCGGGGCUGGAGGGAGGCAACGGCCGCCGCCGCCCCCCCCGGCGGCACGUGUACUGCACCGUCUAUUGCGUGGAGAACGACCGGCCGGCCGAGGCCCCCGCCUCCCCCAGCGGCGGCGGCCCAGCCACGGGGCAGCCUCCGGCGCGGCGCGGGGUGCCGGCGGGCAGCGACCCGCUAUCGGCGGGCGGCAGCAUCGAGGUGGUGGACUUGUACCUCCUGCCCGAGCCCUUCUCCGGGCUGAUCGCAGGGGAGUUCGGGCCGCUGCUGGUGCUGAGCUGCCGCGUGUGCCUGGAGGAGAAGCCCAUCAAGCCCCUGUCCUGCUGCAAGAAGGCGGUGUGUGAGGAGUGCCUCAAGCGGUACCUCAGCUCCCAGGUGCAGCUGGGACAAGCGGAUAUAAAAUGCCCGAUCACAGAGUGCAGCGAACACCUGGACGAAACAACUGUCCUCUAUAACCUGCCCCACGACGACAUCAUCAAGUAUAAAUAUUUCCUGGAACUCAGCCGCAUUGACUCCAGCACCAAGCCAUGCCCUCAGUGCAAGCACUUUACAACUUUCCGGAGGAGAGGCCACAUUCCUACCCCUGCCAAAUUGGAGAACAAAUACAAAAUCCAGUGUCCAUCUUGCCAAUUUGUCUGGUGUUUCAAGUGCCACUCUCCCUGGCAUGAAGGUGUUAACUGCAAAGAAUACAAGAAGGGAGACAAGCUGUUGCGUCACUGGGCCAAUGAAAUUGAGCACGGGCAGAGGAAUGCCCAGAAGUGUCCAAAAUGCAAGAUCCACAUCCAGAGAACAGAAGGGUGUGACCACAUGACCUGCUCCCAGUGUAACACUAAUUUCUGUUACCGCUGUGGGGAGAGGUACCGCCAGCUCCGCUUCUUUGGAGAUCACACCUCAAACCUCAGUAUCUUUGGAUGCAAAUACCGCUACCUCCCCGAGAGACCACACCUAAGGAGAUUAGUGCGAGGCUCUGUCUGUGCUGGAAAAUUACUCAUCACACCCCUAAUACUGGUUCUGGGACUGGCACUGGGAGCCAUAGCUGUUGUAAUAGGUUUAUUUGUGUUUCCUAUCUAUUGCCUUUGUAAAAAGCAGAGGAAAAGGUCACGGACAGGUAUGCGCUGGUAA